AUGAAUCUAUUCUUCCUAAGGUGCUUGCUGGUUUCUUGCUUUUGCCAAGCUGGGGCAGUGAACAGGGAGUACUACAUCGGCAUUGUAGAGACAGUGUGGAACUAUGCACCUGGCAAUACCAAUAUCGUAUCUGGACAGCUUUUUGCAGAAGAAGAGCAGGCUGGAAUCUUUCUCGAAAGAGGACUGCAUAGGAUAGGAAGCACUUACAAGAAGGCGGUCUACACUCAGUUCACUGAUCAUUUGUAUAAUGCAAUAGUUGACAAACCUUCAUGGCUGGGUUUUUUAGGCCCUAUCAUUAAGGGAGAAGUUGGGGAUUCCAUUAUUAUUCACUUGAAAAACUUGGCCUCUAGAAACUACACGCUGCACCCACAUGGUGUAAGAUACACAAAGGAAAAUGAAGGUGCUUUUUAUCCUGACAACACCAAAGAUCUGCAGAAGAGAGAUGAUGCUGUGGAGCCUGGAGGCCAGUACACCUUUACAUGGGAUGUGACAGAAGAUCACGGUCCAGCUGAGGGAGAUGCAGACUGCAUAACCAGGGUUUAUCACUCCCAUGUAGAUGCUCCAAGAGAUGUUGCCUCUGGGCUUGUUGGGCCUUUAAUAAUUUGCAGGAAAGAUACAAUGGAUAAGGGCAGUGGUGAACACUUCGAUGCUGAAUUUAUCCUUAUGUUUUCUGUGGUGGAUGAAAACCUCAGCUGGUAUCUAGAGGAUAAUAUCAGGACAUACUGUUCUGAACCUUCCAAAGUUGACAAAGAUGAUGAGGACUUCCAGGAAAGCAAUAAAAUGCACUCAAUCAACGGGUACAUGUACGGAUACCUUCCAAACCUCACAAUGUGUGUGGAAGAUAAGGUAAAAUGGCAUCUUUUUGGCAUGGGUAAUGAAGCUGAUAUCCAUUCAGCUUACUUUCAUGGACAGACCUUAAUAGAAAGGCAUCAUCGAGUCGAUUCCAUCAACCUCUUCCCAGCCACAUUUAUUGAUGCUGUCAUGAUACCAAGGAGUCCCGGGGAAUGGCUGCUCAGCUGCCAAGUGAAUGACCAUAUUGAAGGUGGUAUGCAGGCCAUUUUUAAAGUACAAGACUGUAGGAAAUCCACAAGAGAUCACAAUGAGAGUACAAAAAUAAGACAAUACUUCAUCGCUGCUGAAGAGACCAUCUGGAAUUAUGGCCCAUCUGCAAUAAACAGUUUUACACAACAAGAAUUAGUUUCAGACAGUGAAUCUCGCAUAUUUUUUGAACAAAGUGAGAAAAGAAUUGGUGGCUCUUAUAAAAAAGCAGUUUUCAAAGAAUACACAGAUGGUUCUUUCACUGAACAUAAAAGAAGACUCACAGAGGAGGCACACCUUGGACUCUUAGGACCUGUUAUCAAGGCUGAAGUGGGUGAGAGCAUCAGGGUAACCUUCUGGAACAACGCCAGCCGCCCAUUCAGCAUCCAGCCCCAUGGGGUGAGCUACCGCAAGAGCAACGAGGGUGCCUGGUACGGCGCCGCCUCCAGAGGCACUGAAUCUUCAGCCUCUCAUGUGAGUCCUGGUACUACAUUUACAUACGAGUGGAAUGUGCCAGAAGAUGUGGGCCCCACAGACCAAGAUCCAGAUUGUUUAACCUGGCUUUAUUACUCAGCUGUGGAUGCAGUCAGAGACACCAGUUCUGGCCUUGUGGGUCCUCUCCUGGUGUGCAAGAAGGGAGCCCUGCUUCCUUCUGGGAAACAGAAAAAUGUGAAUGUGGAGUUUUUCUUACUUGCUACAGUAUUUGAUGAGAAUCUGAGCUGGUACUUGGAAGACAAUAUUUUAAUGUUUACACUAAACCCCAACAAAAUUGACAAAGAUGAUGAGGACUUCCAGGAGUCUAACAAAAUGCACUCCAUUAAUGGUUAUAUGUAUGGAAAUCAGCGUGGUCUUGAGAUGUGUAAAGGGAGUGUGGUUUCCUGGCAUUUGAUGGGCUUGGGGUCAGAAGUCGACAUCCAUGGGAUUUACUUUUCAGGAAACACAUUCACAACUAAAGGAACAAGAAGGGAUACAGCAAAUCUGUUUCCACAUACAUUUCUUACAGCUAUUAUGAAGCCUGAUUCUGAAGGAGUUUUUGAAGUGUCAUGCCUGACAACAGAUCACUACACAGCAGGCAUGAAACAGAAUUAUGAAGUGAAACAAUGCGAUCAGCAGAAUGUGAAUCUAUCUACGUAUUUGCAUGAAAAGACUUACUAUAUUGCUGCAGUGGAAGUUGAAUGGGACUAUUCUCCUAACAGGACAUGGGAAUUUGAACGGCAUCAAUACCAUAAGGAAAGCCCUGGCAAUCCAUUUUUAAAUAAAGAAGACAAAUUCAUUGGCUCAAAAUACAGAAAGGUAGUAUAUCGCGAGUACACUGAUCAGACAUUCAGAACUCCCAAAAACAGAACAGAGGAGCAGCAGCACCUGGAAAUUCAAGGACCACUGCUUAUGUCAAAUACUGGAGAUAAAAUUAUAAUAGUUUUUAAGAACUUGGCAUCAAGACCUUAUUCAAUACAUGCCCAUGGAGUGAAAACAGACAGUUCGGUUGUUGCUGUAACUAACCCAGGUGAAACAAAAAUGUAUGUCUGGAAAAUUCCAGAGAGAUCUAGUUCUGAGAAAGGAGAUCCACAUUGUAUUGCGUGGGCAUACCAUUCAACGGUGGACAUGGUUAAGGAUACUUACAGUGGAUUAAUAGGAACACUUGUUGUGUGUCAUAGAUAUCAUUCACCAUCAUUUCAUACUAAAGAGAAAGUUCAGUUUGCUCUUCUUUUUAUGGUUUUUGAUGAAAAUGAGUCAUGGUACCUGGAUGAGAACAUUAAAACCUAUUCUACCCACCCCCACCUUGUUGACAAAGAGGAUGAGGAAUUCCUUGAAAGUAAUAAAAUGCAUGCCAUUAAUGGGAAGGUGUUCGGAAAUUUACAUGGACUGACUAUGCAUGCUGGGGAUACAGUCACCUGGUAUUUGAUGGGAAUGGGCAAUGAAAUAGACAUCCACACAGCACACUUCCAUGGCCACAGCUUUGAGUAUAAGCAAACAGGGAUUUACCGGGCCGAUGUCUUUGAUCUGUUCCCUGGGACAUUUCAAACUGUGGAAAUGACCCCACAGAACCCUGGAACCUGGUUAUUGCACUGUCACGUUACUGACCACAUCCAUGGGGGCAUGGAAACCACCUACACAGUGCUCCCAAAGGAAGGUAGGAGCUUAUCUAUCUCAAUCAUGUUCAUUAUGUUUAAAGGUGCAGAAUGAGGCUCACAGACAGGCCAGUGUACUCAGAUCCAGUUCAGGCAUCCAACAGAAUUUCAUGGCUUAGUAUUGCUGUCUGGAGGCCAGAAUGUUGCAAGCCACUUGAUUAGUACUGCUACUGAGAAAACAGAAGUAGCUAAAGGACUGGAUUUUAAUUGA
Molecule: messenger RNA, 3378 nt
Organism: Merops nubicus (carmine bee-eater)
Lineage: Eukaryota; Metazoa; Chordata; Aves; Coraciiformes; Meropidae
Gene: CP
Product: ceruloplasmin (ferroxidase)
Exons: 18
Biological process (GO): iron ion transport
Cellular component (GO): plasma membrane
Molecular function (GO): copper ion binding; oxidoreductase activity
Source: RefSeq, a predicted model, not a curated record